Molecule: messenger RNA, 2836 nt
Organism: Brienomyrus brachyistius
Lineage: Eukaryota; Metazoa; Chordata; Actinopteri; Osteoglossiformes; Mormyridae
Gene: rwdd2b
Product: RWD domain containing 2B
Exons: 4
Coding region: 444-1334 (296 amino acids)
Molecular function (GO): protein binding
Source: RefSeq, a predicted model, not a curated record
CCGUGUAACCCGGAAGCGUUCUGAUGUCAGCAGGGCAGCCCUAUAUGGGCCAUCGGGCAAGCGAACAGUGAAGUCCUAGCACGGUGGCAUGUGCAGAGGUGGACAUGAACGUGGUGAAAUCCAGCUUGAAAACACUGUUAGAAGAGCAUAUAUUUUAACCGCAUAUAUCUUCCUGUUGAGUCCCAGUUUACGAAGCCUUAAAGUGCCGAAUGAAAGUACACAUCCUUUCUCGGAGUGCUCUAUAUUUAUUGUGAUAUUUGGAUAUUAAAUGCUGAAGCGAAAGAUAAUGGUAUUCUAAUGAAGAAUACAAUUUGUCAAAGUCGGUAACCGCGGGGUUAGAGUACACCAAUAGAUCACGCUAUCUGAUGUGGCACCUCGCACUUCCCGUAGUGACUUACGUCUUAGGUGUGUUUUUCCCUGGAUUUGAUAGGAUUCAGUAAGCAAUGGAAGGAAGAGAGGAAGCUGAAGUCCAGAUAUCUGAGAUAGAUUUGCUGGGUAGUAUGUUCCCCAGUGAGGAGGAGUUGGUAAUAGUUGACCAGCUGGCACUGGCUGAGCUGAGGGACUAUGCAGAAGGCAGGAGCAGCUCGCGCCCUUCAUCGGCUCCGCAGAUCGUGAUCCGUCAGAAGGUGGAAUCUGGCAGCGAGACUCAGGUGAUUGUUACAAUUUCUUGUACGUACGUGUCAGGGUAUCCCAAUGUCUUGCCAGAAAUUACUCUCAGAUGUCCAGAAUUGAAUAGAGCCCAGCUGAGCCAGCUUCACAGAGACCUGAUGUCUCACCUGGCAGAGAACUCUAGGCAGGAGGUGUGCGUCCUAGCCGCUGUGGAGUGGAUCCGUGAUCACGCUCACCUCUACAUUGCCCAGAGCGCCCCCUCCAGCACGCCUCAGAAGGAGCCUCUGCUUUCCAGCACGGCGUGGGAGGUGUUCACUAGGCUGUGGAUUUACAGUCACCACAUCUACAAUAAGAGCAAGAGGAAGAACAUGCUGGACUGGGCGAGCGAGCUGGGCUUGUCCGGAUUCAGCAUGCCCGGAAAACCCGGGGUUGUGUGUGUCGAGGGACUGCAGCCAGCUUGCGAGGAAUUCUGGGCCAGGGUUAAAUGUUUAACCUGGAAGAGAAUAAUGAUCAGGCACAGAGAGGACGUACCGCUGAAGGGUCGAGGUGACGAUCUACAGGAUGCCCUCAGCUCUCUUUGCAAAUUUGCUGGCUUUGAGGAAGCCAUAUUUGACCCCCAUGGGAGCAGAGGGAAUCACAUGGACCUUGGACAGCUCUACCAGUUCCUUAGCGAUAAGGGCUGUGGGGAUGUGUUUCAAAUGUAUUUUGGGAUUGAGGGGAGGUAGCAGUUGGACCAAUAUUGGUCCAGUCAGGCAUGGUACCCUUGGGUCUAAGAGAGCAUAUUGAUUGUAACUUUAUUGCAUGUUAUUGGAACUCAAAUUGAAUACAUGAAUCGGACGAAGACCUUCAGGUGGACAACUUCAUAAAUUUAUUAUGGUGUUUUGAUCUGUGGUCAAAAUCAGAAAAUCUUUUAAAGAAAAUGUUUAUUUUUUAAAAAAAAAAGAAUUUUUCAGACACACUCAGUGCCCAUAACUGGAAAGUUAAAAUAUAAAAUAUACAAGUUGUUUGUUAUUACCCUUCUGUAUACACACUUAAAACAGAGAUAAAAUAAAAUUAAUGUAACUGGAAAACUAAAAAAAUUACGCAUUGUCAAACUCCAGUUGCCUUACUGUCAUGAAGUCUUUGCCCUUGCCAUUGAUUUAUUUAAAAUAUUUAAUCAUAGCUAUGGAUUUUAACAAUGUGAAUGAGCUUUUCACAUGCCCAAUGGACAAGAAAAUUAGAGAAAUAGCACCAGAGAGCAGACAAUUAUGCGCUUUUCCUGUCGCUCAAGGCAUUGCUGGCGGCAGCUCUGGUACUCGGGCUGUUCAGUGCCUCCGUGCGGUGAGUUCGUCAUUCUGUGCUAAAAUGCUGUGGAGUUACACGCCUUUAACAAUAAAUGCCGAGACUAUGCAUAUCGAUAUUUAUAUUUAUAAAUAUAUUAAUGGAUGCUGUGGUCAGUCUCGGAAAGGCUUUAGUGAAGGACUGCGUGAAAAUAGGAAUCGCUUACCGCAGGCAUUCAAAUGAGGUUUCUUCGCUGGCCUAUGCAGGGACUUUCUGUAUCGGCUGGUUCUCCUGGAUACUGUAAAACGCAUCUGGCUUUGCAGCUUCAGGGGCAGCUCAUCGCUCCAGGGCAGGGGGUGGGGAACCUGAUCCACGGAGGGCCAAUUCGGGUUUUUGGGACGACCUCUCAUUCAGCCAGUAAUAAAACAGUGGUUUUCAGCUCCAGUCCAGAGAUCUCACUGUUAUUGGCCGAUUGAGAGGCCGUCCCAAAAACCCACACCGGCUCUCCAUGGAUCAAGGUUCUUCACCCCCUGCCCUAGAGCAACAGCGAUGCGGAGAAGUAUGUAAGGAGUCUGAUUCACUAUUUCAUCCAAGUGUAGCAGGGUACUGUAAAUUUUUAAUAAAACCACACGAUCGAGAGCAGAUUUGCAGGGUCACCCAGAGUUUGUGAAAUACUUCUUAUCCCUGCUUUCUGUUAUACACGUGUUUAAAUAUGUAUUAGCUUGAUGUUACGCUUGAAAUUCUAGGCGCUGAAAUAAAGAUUUGUUUUUUGUGGGUUUAUCUGAAUUUCAGGUGUGAAGGCCAACAUGUUGUUGAAACCCUUGAGUAUAGUUUGCUUCUGCUCGUCUGCUGUGGAUGGAACAUAAUGAUGCCUUGUGGGAUAUUUGUAAUACUACAGUCUGUUCUGGAAGCCUGAUAAUCGGAAGCAUAGAAUCCCACUUAGAUUAACUACGUUGAGUUUCCACAC